UUUUAGCACAGUGUUCUGAGUAAUCUCGUGCAGUUUCAUAAAUGACCGUGAGACUGCAGACAUCAGUAUCAGCUCUACUCUUCUUAAGCAGCUACAGUAUGAAUAAAAUUGAGAAAGUCUGGAUCCUACUGUUAUUUCAGAGUUUGUGCAUUGCUCAAACUCAGGGUUUUAAUGUGGGGACUUCUGAUGCAAAAAUAUUCACGGGUGCUAGUGGUGAAGAGUUUGGAUACAAUGUACAACAGUUCAGUAAUAGUCAAGGAAAAUGGCUGCUGGUUGGAUCUCCAUGGAGUGGAUACCCUAAAAAUAGAAAAGGAGACAUCUACAAGUGUGCCAUCAAUGGUGCCAGCUGUCAAAAACUAAACCUUAAAAACUCUGUCAACAUAACUGGUGUGGAGAAUAUAAACAUCAACAUGAGUCUGGGUCUGACCCUCACUUCAAUAACUAAAUCUAAAGGAAAUGCAUUCAUGACAUGUGGUCCUCUGUGGGCCCAGCGCUGUGGUAGUCAAUACUUUAAUCCAGGAAUCUGUGUUGAAGUGAACUCAAAGUUUUCACCUCAGCCGGCUUUCGCCCCAGCCAUUCAGACAUGUGGUGGUCCAAUGGAUGUUGCCAUUGUUUUGGAUGGAUCAAACAGUAUUUACCCCUGGCAUGAAGUUGUAAAGUUUCUUGUAAACCUUUUGAACAACCUUAAUAUUGGACCGGAUGAAACUCGGGUCAGUAUUAUGCAGUAUUCAGUGAAUGUGACUUCACACUACAAAUUUGCCGAUGACCAAAUCAAAGAAAAUGUUCUUUCAACUGCAAAAAGUAUUAAACAGAAAGAGGGGCUAAGCACCAAAACUUUUGCAGCAAUUGACAAUGUCAGAAAAGAGGCAUUUCUCCCUGAAAAUGGUGGCCGCCCAGGUGCCACUAAAGUGAUGGUAGUGGUCACUGAUGGAGAGUCUUUUGAUGGUGAUAUAGCUCAAGAGGUUAUUGACAAGUGUAAUAAAGAUGGGAUCAUUCGCUUUGGCAUUGCUAUUCUCAAAAAAGAUGCCGAUUUACCAAAAUUCAUCCAGGAAAUUGAACUAAUCGCUAGCACCCCUACAGAAAACUACAUGUUCAAUGUGUCAUCAGAGGAAGCUCUUAACAAUAUUGCAGGAACUCUUGGAGACAGAAUAUUUAACAUUGAAGGGACCAGCCAAGGAGAAAGUUUUAAAAUGCAAAUGUCCCAAGUUGGAUUCAGUGCACACCAGACCAAUAAGAAGAAUGUGAUCAUGCUGGGUGCUGUUGGUGCGUAUGGUUGGAGUGGAACCGUUGUUCAUCAGAAUGGUCAGAAAUCACAGAUUUUUGCAGAAAAUGGUUUUGAGAAAAUCCUGGACGAUAGAAACCACAGUUCAUUACUCGGAUACUCUGUCAGCACUUUAAUUGACGGCUCUUCAGAGUUUUAUGUGGCUGGUGCUCCUCGUGCCGUUCAUAGAGGACAAGUUGUAGUUUACACCAUCAGAGAGAAACAACCCUUCAUUGUAGAUUCACAAAGAGGAGAUCAGAUCGGGUCUUAUUUCGGCAGCGUCCUUUGUCCUGUUGAUGUGGAUGGUGACGGUGUGACUGAUGUGCUGCUGGUUGGAGCUCCAAUGUACAUGAGUGAAAAGAAGUUUGAAACAGGGAGAGUUUAUCUCUUCUCCGUUAAUAAGGGCUCCUUAGGCAAACAGGGCACCUUAGAGGGUUCCUCCCCACUGGAGAACGCUAGGUUUGGAACGGCCAUCACCUCAGUACGAGAUCUUAACCUGGACGGCUUUAGUGAUGUGGUGGUUGGAGCUCCACUGGAGGGCAAUGGCCAAGGUGCCAUUUACAUCUACUAUGGAGAUCGAAAAACCAUCAGAAAGCAGAGCUCACAGAAAAUACUUGGAUCAAAGCUAGACCAAACACUUCGACUCUUUGGACGUUCUUUGGAUAGCCGUGAAGAUAUGAACGGUGAUUCAAUCCCUGAUAUUUCAGUCGGAGGAUUUGAGAAAGCUGUGCAGCUCUGGUCAAAGGGAGUGGCAUCUGUCACCACAACGGCCUCCUUCAACCCGGACAAGAUCAACAUUUUGAAAAAACCCUGCCUGAUUGGUGGAAGAAAGGUGUCAUGUUUUACUGCUAAAGUUUGUUUCAGGUCAACAUUCAGACCUAAAACAUUGCUGGGUCCAGUAGAUAUCAAAUACAACUUGACCCUGGAUGCUGACCUAGAAUCAUCUAGAGCCAUCUCAAGAGCUCAGUUUGAAAACUCAGAGCGUGGCAUCCAGAGAGCUGUCAGUGUUUCUAAUACAGAAACGUGUAUAGAUCAUAAAGUCAAUGUGCAGGAGACUCCUGAUUUUGUGAAUGCAAUCGCUUUGCGGUUAGACAUCAGUCCACAGAAUCCAGAUAUCGGCCCUGCUCUGGAUGCAUUUCACCCUAAAGCAUGGGAGUAUUUUAUCCCUUUUGUAAAGGACUGUGGCUCUGAUGAGAAAUGUACUUGUGACUUGAAGCUGACUGUGAAAGCUGUUAAUGUACCAAGCUCAUCCUCACUGUUAGUGAACUCUGAAAGAAGAAGACUCUCCUUUUCUGUGACCGUAAUGAACAGAAAAGAAAAUGCUUACAAUACAAGAAUAUCAGCCAACUUCUCCUCUAACCUCUUCUACGCGUCCUUCACACCACCGACUGACAACACCGAAGUAAAAUGCACUUCAAAAGCAAAUUCACUCGACUGCCAAGUUGGAUACCCAGCUCUGACAACUGGCCAAACAGUAUCAUUUGAGAUCAGCUUUGACUUUAACCUGAAUCAGCUGCAAAAAAAUGCCAUUGUGGACUUUGAAGUCCAAAGUGACAGUGAGGAGGAAGUGACAUCAGAUAACAAAGUUUCUAUCAUCACCCCGAUCCAGUAUGACUCUGAAAUCCUUCUCACCAGGUACUUGAACUUGGAUUUUUGUUUGGUUGGCGCAGAAGAUCAAGUCAAAAAUACAGUCUCAGACUUUGAUGACAUCGGCCCAGAAUUUAACUUAGUAUUACAAGUUUCAACAGGAAACUUCCCCAUCAAUCAGGCUGAAUUGACUGUAUCACUGCCCACCAGCACCAAUGCUGGAAAUCCUUUAUUAUAUGUGACCUCAGUGAAAACUGCACCUGUUGGAAAUGUGCAGUGUUACGACAGCAGUCUGGUUGACCCGUUGAAGAUCAGUGAGAAAGCGCACACUGCCAGCUUUACUAAAGAGAGCUUUAGAGGAACAAAAGAACUGAAUUGUCAGGCUGUAAAAUGUAAACCCAUUACUUGCCGUCUCAAAGACCUGGAGAUAAAGAGCAACUACUUUGUUAACAUCACCGUCAGGCUCUGGAAUGGCACAUUUGCUUUUGCCGAUUUUCAGACAGUUUCAUUGGCUGGAGACGCUGUGAUCAAAACAUCUCAGCCUGAUCUCAUAGUCAUCACCCAUAAUAAACAGCAGAUAAGAAUUACAGUCAGUAAAGAAGGAGCCAGUGGUGACAUUCCUAUUGGUAUUAUCAUAGGCAGCGUCAUUGGCGGGCUUCUCCUCCUCGCCCUAGUUACCGUGAUUUUAUGGAAGCUUGGCUUCUUUAAGAGAAAGAAAUUGCCGGAGAAGACUGAACAGGACCAGGCAGAAGAAGAAGGAUUGUGUGAUAACACAGCAUAAAUAAGACAGACAUACUCCAGUAUGUGGAUAUACUGGAAAACUUGACCCCUGGCCCCCUUUGAAGCCACUGAAUAGUUUUUUUUUUUGCACACGUUUCUUCUAUGAACUGCAUGUACAUGUACACAUGCACUGAUAUGGUACAUUGAGGCUUCCUCAGUAUAACUACAGUAAAAUAACUGAUAUUCAGUUUAUAACUAUUUCAGAGCAAAAUGCACACCAGUACUGCCACUGGAUUUUAUUCUGAUAAUAUUGUAUUUCAAAAUGUCUCGCAAUUGUUUUUUGCAGAUGUAGUUUUGCAUUUGUCCUUAGUUGACAGUAUCAGGAUGAAAAUAUGAACAAAUAAGUCUGUGCAUGCAGAAGUAAGACACGGGGGUGGAGUAAGAUGGGGAACGUUAAGUAAUUUCUGCCAGAGGCUGUAGUUUUUGUCUGCGAAUUUCUGCAUCAUUCUCGUUCUAACACGCUUUGGGAUGUACCCUACAUGCUUCUUAGUUAACAGUUCAGCUUACAAUUCAAAUUCUGACUUUUUUACUUCUUUUACCCAAUUAAAUAAUAAUGUAUAAAAGAGUUUUAAGUAGUAAAUACAUUAAUAUAAUAAAAACACUCUAUUCAGUGUGUUUUAAACUUUUAUUUUUGGGUGAACAAUUUAUGUUUUAAAGUCUCCAAAAAUACAGUAUGUUUGUGAUUGUACAUUUACCUGCCAUUGUAUACUGAGACUUAAUACCCAACCUUUAUUGACAGGUCCCUAAGGAUAUGACUUAAAUUCCUUAAAGUUCUCCUAAAUGUAUAUAUUAUGCUAUUUUGUAAAAACUUAUAAAGGUAUUUUCACCCCUUCACUGCCCCUGCAAAAACUUGAUAUUGUUUGUGACAGAAGUGUCUGCAAAAUGUCUCUCUAUUAAAAAAAUUAAAUGUUGAAAUUGCACCAAUAAUAAGCUAGACGCCAACGCAGAGAUGUGUUUACACCCAGGUAGUCCUGAGCAAUAGUAACAUUUACAUUAGCUAUAUUUAGGCAUUUAGCAGACACUUUUAUCCGAUGCAACUUAAAAUAGGAAAACAAUAAAGCGAUUUAUCUUAGAAAGGCAAAAAUAUUAGAAGUGCUAUAGACACGUGCGGCGACGUGAUAAGUGUCUGGUCCGAACUUUACUUCCGGUUUCUGUUUGUUUAAUGGUCUGACUAGUUGCUGAAACUGAACUCUUAAACAAAUACCUCGUCGAAAAUAACGAAUGUUUUGGGUUCCUAUGUAAUCUAUGUGUUGUUUAUUUUGCUUGUUAUAUAAAUAAACUACUUUAAAAAGA
Messenger RNA from Misgurnus anguillicaudatus (oriental weatherfish), 4921 nucleotides. NCBI's taxonomy places the organism in Eukaryota, Metazoa, Chordata, Actinopteri, Cypriniformes, Cobitidae. The record is from RefSeq and is a predicted model, not a curated record.